CGUGAGAAAAGGUGAGAAACUUUAGGUGAGAACCGUGUCCAUUAUCAAAAUAAGAAGCGAAAAGUGCUGUGUUUUCGAGUAUUUAUUUUCCAAAAACAUUGAAAAAAUGGCUGGUUUGGUCCAGGAUUGUUUCUCGAUAGGCAGUACCGUCGCCUGCAUUACUUGCUACAACCAGAAUAUCGAAGGCGAGGUUCUUGCGUUUGAUCAGCAAACCAAAAUGCUCAUACUCAAAUGUUCAUCGAUAAGCAACUCGUCCAAAUUGAACGAUGUUUUCAUUGUCAACUUGGCACUUUGCAGCGACGUCCAGGUAAAGAAAGAAGUAAACUCCAUACCCGAUCCUCCACAGUCCCUGAAUCUGCAGCGUUUGAGCACACGGGUUCGAAAUCAAGUGGAACAGAAGAAGCGACAAGUUUCGGCUUUGGCCGCGGGCGUUAGCCAAGAGGGGCAGACUUUGUUUUUGGCGAUUGCAAGGACGAUCAAUCAGGUGUCAUGGGAUGGUCCAAAUAUUGUAGUUUUCCAAGAUGUGACCAUUGCACCACCAUACAAAGUGGAAAAUGUCAAAGGUUCUCCAGACUCGAGACAGCUUACAUAUGUCAAAAAAAUAGUUGAGAAACAUGUAAAUGAUCAAGCUGCAAGUUCGAAUGCUAACAUGCCCUCGUCGUCCCCCUCGAAUGCGGCAUCAACAACUACGAUCUCCGCUAAAUAAUAAUGCGGUCCUUUCCUGUCCAGAACAAAUGGUACAAGAUGGAAGGUGAAGGACAAAGUUUAGAAAGUUGGAUUAGAAAAAAAGAUCAUUCGAAAGCGUAAGGAGCAGUUCACUCCGCAAUCAAUCUAUGAUUUAUUUCAAGAAAACACAAAUUCGCGAUAAAGUAAGUAUGCAAAUAGUUCAUUCAUCUCACGGAUAUUCAGCUCUGUCUUUCUUUCAAAGCCAAAUUAUCAAUAUGAAUUAUUCGAAUUUCAUAUUUUUCAGUAAUUGAAAAACUUACCCCCGACUAUUAUGAAAAUCAAUAGGCAUCAAAAGUUCCGUAUGUUUUCAUUUCUAUCAUACAAUAAACACAUGUUUCAAAAUGA
Messenger RNA from Uranotaenia lowii, 1071 nucleotides. RefSeq names its product LSM12 homolog A (gene Lsm12a). The record is from RefSeq and is a predicted model, not a curated record. The transcript has 5 exons. The coding region runs from base 107 to 706 and encodes 199 amino acids. NCBI's taxonomy places the organism in Eukaryota, Metazoa, Arthropoda, Insecta, Diptera, Culicidae.